Molecule: messenger RNA, 720 nt
Organism: Diabrotica balteata
Lineage: Eukaryota; Metazoa; Arthropoda; Insecta; Coleoptera; Chrysomelidae
Source: the annotation of a GenBank genome assembly
AUGAAUUUUAGAAUGUUUGGUAAGGUGCUUGAAAAACUAUAUGUUGCCGAAAUACAAAAAGUUUCUGCAGCAGUCGAUAGAAAAAUUGUAGCUUGCGGUGUAACAAAAUUGUUAUGUGAAAGUCCAGAGAUAUUUUCUGGAAAGUAUCAAAACUAUUGGCCCCAGUUAUUGCAGGCGUUAUUAAAAUUCUUUGAAAUGCCAGUGGACGCAAGCAUACUACCCGAUGAUCAUUUCAUAGAAGUAGAUGAUACUCCCACAUAUCAGACAACUAGUGCAAAACUGAAUUUUGCCAAUACUACCAAGAGCGAUCCUCUCCAAGCACAGUCAUUAACGGAUAAACAAUACGAUACAUACAUUCCAAUAUUUUUUACUCACGUAAAGGGGGUCAUAAGGCAAAUAGAUUUAGAAUUAUCGGAACAGGAAUUAAAAGAAAUUAUUGAACCGAAAUUAGGAUAUAAUUUUGAAGUAAGUCUCGUAAAAAGAAUUUCAUGUAAAAAUGACAAAAAUGAAAUUGUUCCAACAACUACAAUUAUAGUUACAUUUAGAGGUCAACUUUUACCCAAUAGGGUAAUAAUAGAAAAAAUAGUGUAUGAACUCGAAAGAUACGUGCCAAGAGUAAUGCAGUGUCUUAAAUGUCUAAGAUACGGCCGUAUUAGUACACAGUGUAGAUCAGAAGAACGCUGUCAAAAUUGUGGAGAAGAUCAUAAAGUAGAAAGUUGA